Molecule: messenger RNA, 453 nt
Organism: Postia placenta MAD-698-R-SB12
Lineage: Eukaryota; Fungi; Basidiomycota; Agaricomycetes; Polyporales; Adustoporiaceae
Product: carbohydrate-binding module family 13 protein
Exons: 4
Coding region: 1-453 (150 amino acids)
Source: RefSeq, a predicted model, not a curated record
AUGGCUGAAGUCGAUCUCUUCUUCACCAAAGGCGUAUUCAAGAUUCAGGCUGGUGGUGUCAGGAUCAAGAACAUCGACACGAACACCUACUUCGACUUGUACCACGGCUUGAGUUCCGAGAACAACCCCGUCAUCGGAUUUGAGUAUAACGGGACCGAUGCCCAGCUGUGGACUGUCCAGAUAGUCGAUGAGAGCAAGGGACAUGUCAAGCUCCUGAAUGCCGCUGGCGGGACCUAUGCCCGUGCUCCCGACCACAUCAUUGGUGGGCGAGUUGUCGGGAGCAAUGUCUCCGAGACCUUUAAGGUGUCCGAGAGCGGGGGUAAGGUCCAGAUCACCGUCAUCAAUGAAGACUAUGCUUUCUCCUUGGCCAAUGCUGCAAACCAUGAGCAGGUAAAACUCACCAAUCCCGACGGCUCGAAGAACAACCAGCUUUGGAGCUUCCAGAAGGUGUAA